AUGAAUCUGCCUAGGAAACGGCUAUUCAUUUGCUGCGACGGCACGGGUCGCGACUCGAUCCGCGAGAAGAACGAACACAUCACCAACGUCGCCAGGUUUGCAAGGUGCAUCCAGCCCGUGGAUGGAAACGGCGUAUUGCAGCUGGUCUACUAUCACAAUGGCGUGGGGUUACACAACGGGGAGUUUCAGUACAGGGAAGCAGCCACAGGUCAAGGUAUACAUGGUGUGAUACAGGACGCAUAUUACUAUCUCUGCCUCAACUUCAGCAUUGAAGACGGACGACAGGACGAGAUCCACCUCGUGGGCUUCUCCCGCGGAGCAUUUGCCGUGCGAGCGCUUGCAUGCUUCAUACACGAAGUCGGGAUACUAUCGAGGACUCGUCUCGCGCUGUCACCAAUGAUAUACUCGUUAUGGAGGAAACGGGACCUUGCACGACUGAAAGCAUAUUUGCCGUCAUGGGAAGCGAAAGGACAUGUACGAAGGAACGUCGACAUCACCUCGUGCGGUGUCUGGGAUACUGUAAGCGCCAUGAUCCCCGCUUCUGACUUGGCCUUCGUCAGUGAUGCUGUGCCCUCGAACUUGAGAUACGCUUGGCAAGCUCUAGCCCUCCACGAAACACGCAACUCGUUUUUCCCUGUUCUAUGGAGCAUAGAUGCAUCUGCCCCAGGUCAAACAAACAUCAAACAGUGCUGGCUCGCAGGAGACCACUCUGAUAUCGGCGGCGGGCACCCGGAUGCUGGCAUAUCCACGAUCUCGUUCCUUUGGAUGGUUGCGCAGUAUAAAGAAUACACCCAUGCUGGUGUUGACGAAGUGAUGCUUCUCGACUGUAUGACGCCACUGUUUCUACACUGGCAAGAGAAAGCCUUUCUCAACUGGGAAGAGAUGACCCUCUUCAACAAAGAGGAGUACCUCAUGCAAAAUCACGUCUUUACCAAAGGCAACGUCCACGGGCCCGAGCACUUUGCAACAGCGCUUUGGCGUUUGCCCGGCCAGUCGAGCAUUGUCGCUCGAGAGUCAGUCUUCAUUCCAAUGUCGUUAGCAGGUCAAGUACCUACGGCAGCGUCGACUAUUUCUGAGAAGGUCCAUGACGAGAAGGAAUCCAUGCCAGCCAGCAUUGCCGUGCAACCGGAUGAGUCAAAUCAGCAAAACGGCCGCCCGAGCAUCCACUUCACCGUGCGCAUCCUCAUGUCCGCACGCAAACAAGAAUGCCACCUCCUCCUCAAAUACUCGACUAUUACUCGAAGCGGCCGCAUUACUUGGGCUGACGUCACCAGGGUCCGCGGCUUCUUCGAAGAAGAACCCACAGCAUGGGAAACCUGGAUGUUUCGCCAAUGGAUCAAACGCGAAGAAGAGCUCUUUGGCAAAGACCUCAUGACCAGCGCCGAAAACGAGCGCUUAACGCGCUUUCUCUACCCUUAUCGCCGUGAAGGCGAUCGUCCGAGGAAAGCAUUUUACUCCCCUGCGCCGCGAGCCUCUAGCACGGAUCGAUCGCGCAAGAUCAAGGAUGCGAAUGACAUGGUCGCUGAGGCAGCUGAGAAAGGCCCAGAUUUGAGUCAAAGUCGCUCGUCAGCUGCGACUAGCGUAGGCUCGGGCGUCAAGUACUACCUGGAUCUGGACCUGGAAGGAUCUUUACCUGAGCGGUUUGGGAGGGCGGGCAGUGCGGCGCUGGCGAGGAGGGAGUUGCAGCUGGACGCUUUGUACCUGUCGCGACGGCCGACGCUGCAGAGGCAGUCAAGCUGA
Molecule: messenger RNA, 1740 nt
Organism: Didymosphaeria variabile
Lineage: Eukaryota; Fungi; Ascomycota; Dothideomycetes; Pleosporales; Didymosphaeriaceae
Exons: 3
Coding region: 1-1740 (579 amino acids)
Source: RefSeq, a predicted model, not a curated record